AUGUUUGCAGGUGAAAAUGUUCCACUAGGUUUCUUGCAAGGUGGUGUCGUUGAGAUACUGUCAGAUUUAAUCGGGAAAGCCGCUCAUCACUUCUUAGGUGUUGAUCCUCAGACAGGUCGUAUUAUUGGCGCAGUUGCCGGUAAUGCACUCUUUCAGUUGGGUGGUAAAGACAACAAUCUCGGUAAUAUUGGUAAAGUCAUUCUUGACAACAUCAUUUCGGGCAAAUUCAAAAGAAAGGUGAACUUAAAGUGCGAUUUUCGAAUUCAGUUGAUUCAAUUGAAGCAAUAUAAUGGUCAUAUUCUCACUGUCAGCUUUCUCAUCUACGACAUCAAAUUUUCUUAG
Molecule: messenger RNA, 342 nt
Organism: Anisakis simplex (herring worm)
Lineage: Eukaryota; Metazoa; Nematoda; Chromadorea; Rhabditida; Anisakidae
Source: the annotation of a GenBank genome assembly